Messenger RNA from Cylas formicarius (sweet potato weevil), 839 nucleotides. RefSeq lists its product as uncharacterized. Lineage: Eukaryota; Metazoa; Arthropoda; Insecta; Coleoptera; Brentidae. The coding region runs from base 169 to 678 and encodes 169 amino acids. The record is from RefSeq and is a predicted model, not a curated record. The transcript has 4 exons.
CUUCAAGCGUCGUCUGUCGAUUUUGGAAUAGUUUAAAUGGUAAAUGUUAGUGUUGUGUUUGUGGUGAUGUAAACAGCUCAUUUGGGCGUGCCGUUUAUAAAAGACCUUUUUAUCACUUAGUAAUUAAAAGUGUAGGCACGCGUCAAUAAUUUAUAAUAGGCUGGAGAGAUGGUUAUGUUAGAUGCUUGUUGGGCCCCAUGUAUUUGGACAGACAACUUGAAGACCGGCUGCAAAGCUAUAGCAUUUUACACAGUUGCCAUGAGUAUUGUACUAAUGACUUUCGUCAUUUUUGAUAUGACUGGUGGAGAUUCUACCCAAUUGUAUAAUCCCUUAUUCGAAGCAGAUAUACGAUACUCGAUGCAAGUUGUGGGAGGCUUUAUACUGUUUUACUUUUGUUUGUUAAUUGCCUCAGCUGUGCUUCUAGUUAUUGGAUUGCGUAUCAUGAUUCGAGGAUUGAUGCUUCCGUGGAUGAUACUUUUCGGAUUUGCCAUAUUUUUUCAGCUAAUAUUUGGCUUGUGGUUAUUAGGAGGCUAUUAUAUUUAUAUAGAGACUGUCUUUUACACAUUGGUAAUAUGGUGCUGGAUGUCAUAUAAUAUAUAUUGUUGGUUGGUUGUGCAUUCGCAGUAUAACAUAUUCAAGGAAUUUCAGUCACCGAACAUUGAGCUGCUGUGGCCCUAAUUAUUUUCCAUCUAGGUGCCAGUAUACAUCAGUUAUCUAUCCGUCCUGCACUUUUGACUGGAGCAAAUGAUAUUUAUUAUAUUAAUAGUAAUUUAGGAAUUGUAUUUGGAUUUAUUUUAUAUUUUUAUACUAAAUUAAAUACAUUUUCGUGAAUUUUAAAA